GAUGACGAACUUCAAAACGAGCGUACACUAGACAAAAUACUUAUAAAAACGAGAGAAAUUUUUUUUAAAAAUAAGAAACGGUUACCAAAAAAAAAAAACGCAAAAUAUUUAACGAGCACCUGCCAUCUUAACUACCACUACCUUAAGACGUGAUUGUGUUGAUCGUAACGUUCAAACGUCCGCACCACAAUCACCUCAACCAACUCAACAACAACAACAACAACCCCCACCUCAAUACUCUGCCUCAUCGAAUCCUAUAAAUAAUUUCUCCGAGUGUUCACAACAUUCCGGUGCCACUGUAAGUGGCCACAGGGAGCAUAGAAUGAUGUCGCCAAAACGUUGGAUUUUAUUGUUAAUUUUCUAUAUAUCCUAUUUAAUGUUUGGUGCUAGUAUUUACUAUCACAUCGAACAUCGUCUGGAGGCUGAACAAAUACAAGAAGAUCAAAAGGAUCGUGCGAGAAUUCAUUCUUAUUUAAUCGAUCAACUCGAAGACAAAAACGUCACAACACAAAAUGAAAUUUUGGAACGUAUUACCGAUUAUUGUGGUAAACCGGUAACGGCACAUACCGCAGAUGAAGGUGAACCCUAUUUUAAAUGGACCUUUUAUCACGCCUUCUUCUUUGCCUUUACCGUCUGUUCCACGGUGGGUUAUGGUAAUAUCGCACCCACCACCACCUUAGGACGCAUGAUAAUGAUAGUAUAUUCUGUGAUAGGUAUACCAGUCAAUGGUAUAUUAUUCGCCGGUUUAGGUGAAUAUUUUGGCAAUACGUUUCAAUCUAUUUAUCGUCGUUAUAAAAAGUACAAAAUGUCAAAUGACAAACAUUAUGUGCCGCCGCAAUUAAGUUUAAUCUCUACUAUAUUAAUAGCUCUAGUACCGGGAAUUGCUCUAUUCUUGUUAAUACCCUCCUGGGUGUUUUCCUAUUUUGAGGGUUGGUCGUAUGCGUUGGCAUUUUAUUAUUCAUAUGUUACCACCACAACCAUAGGUUUUGGUGAUUAUGUACCCACCUUUCAGCCACAACAGCCUAAGGAGUUUGGCGGUUGGUUUGUGGUUUAUCAGAUAUUUGUUAUAGUCUGGUUUAUAUUCUCAUUGGGUUAUCUAUUGAUGAUAAUGACAUUCAUAACAAGAGGUUUACAAAGUAAAAAAUUAUCCCAGCUAGAACAGCAAUUAUCAUCGAAUAUUAAAGCUACACAAAAUCGUAUUUGGAGUGGAGUUACCAAAGAUGUGGGCUAUCUGAGACGUAUACUGAAUGAGUUAUAUAUAAUGAAAUUUAAGCCCGUCUAUACCGAUGAAGAAGAGUUUGCCCAAACUCUGCAUCGUUCCAAUUCUUGCCCCGAACUCACCAUGUAUCGUGUGGAUCCUGUACCCAUACCCAGACGCAAGCGAGCCUUCUCCGAGUGUUACGAUGUCGUGGAGGCUCGAGCCGAAGCUGCAAACUUUAUGGUACAUGCUUCUUCCGAUACCGAACUUAAUCGCAUCGAUCGUGAAAAAUCAUUUGAAACUGCCGAAGCCUUUAGACAAACUACCGGUUUAUUGGCUAAAGUGGUGGGUGCUUUAGCGGCCGUCAAGCCGCCCGUAGAAGAUGAGGAUACCACUUUGGGUGCUAGCAGUAUGUAUGGUGGUUAUCAUGGCUUUAGUGAUUCUCAGAUAUUGGCCAGUGAAUGGUCAUUCCCGGCUAAUGAGGUGCCUCGUCCUAGAGGACGCGCUUGUUCCGACUUUAAUCUCAAUCCCAAGCCCAGGGUAAGACGUACCACCGUGGCGGGCCACAAUGAAUGGACUUGGAGUGGUGACAAUGAUCAAAUACAAGAGGCUAUUAAUGUUAGAAGUCGUCAAAUGGAUCGUGAUCGUGAAAAUCUUUAUCGCAGCAGUUUCGGUUUACCCACCUUGGACUAUCGUGUGGAUAUGGAUGAGGCGGAGGAAGUUGAGCGUAAACCCAGUAGAGUUAAGAAAUUCUCUAUGCCAGAUGGUUUCCGCAAAUUGUUGCCAUUUAAGAAAAGGUCAUCGCAAGCAGAAUUUUCCGGAGCAGAUAUUGAAAAGGCUAAUGGACGUAAAUUCUCAGUGGUUAGUGUACCAGAGUUUAUGCAACGUCAAACACCACCUUUGGAUUAUUAUAGUACAGUAACUGCCAAUGCCAGUCCCACCUUCUUCCGUAAUGGUCAACCUGUUGCUGUUUCCCAGUUGCAUCCCUCACAGGGCAGUCUUAAUAAGCAAUCCAAUGGUCAUUUGCCAGAAUCCAAUGUUGUCUCCAAUACUUCUUAUCAAAGAAAUGUUCCAGUGGGAGCAGCACGCAGACGUCGUGAUUCGAUCUUCGCCCAAAAUCCCGCUUUAGCUCAACGCAAAAACAGUCUAUUUCCACCCUCAGCUGCAGUGCUCAACCAAAGAAGAGGCAGCCUAUUUAACACGGAACGUAGAGGCAGUACAGCCUCGGCCAUGGUACUGCCACCACAACGUAGAGGCAGCCUUUUCCCCGUUGCCGCCAAUGCCCAUAGAAGACCCAGUAUUUUAUCUAAUACCUCCCAUGAGGAUAUGGAUGUUUUGGAAAAUACCACUUUGGCUGAUUUAAUAAGAGCCUUGGAAGUGGUUCACACCCAAGCGGUAUUAGAUGAGGCCACAGAAGCUUCCAAUCAGGCCACUCAAUCCAGCGGUGGCCUAUCGGGCAUAUUUAAGAAGAAACGUAAAGCCAGCACUAGUGCCAAUGAUCCGCUACCUUUGCCCCCCAUACUCUCGUUGUUUGGCAAUGAUAGUGCCACUCUUAAGGCGGCAGCUGCCAAUCGUUUAUAUGCCCGCAGAUCCACAAUAGUGGGUACAUUGCCUCAGACUAGCCAGCAGCUAAAUCAAUCUUCCAUAACCAGUAAUAAUAGCAAUAAUAUAUUGACCAGAAGACGUUUAUCUACAGUACAAAUACAAGAGCCACCACCCAGUUACAGUGAGCAGGCUACUCCAGCCCAAACUUCAGCACAGAGUAAAUUUAAACGACGUUUUAGUGUUAGGCCCACCGCCUUGCAAAUUCCCCCCGGCAAGGCACCUCCGCCGGGAGUAAACAUUAAUACGGCAACAGAUACAAUAGAAAACAAGCCAUCCGGCUUAACAGUGCCUUCACAAACCGUACUGCAAAGACGUUUAUCAUUAAGGCCCUCACCCUUGGCCACCUCCCCGGAUGGAGCACCAAUAAGUCCACCCACAAACACAUCUUCAGCAUCCAGCUCCUCACGUUUGUUGCCCUUGCCAGCAAGGCCUUCAAACACUAGCACUCAUUCGCCACUCUCACGCAUAGUGCAAAUAUCACAAGCUCAACGUAAUUCAAGCAUGCCGGAUGGUUUUAAUCCACGUAAAACGGAUAAAUGAUUCCAUCAUUAUACAUUUUUUUCUUUUUAUUUCUAGUUUACCAAAUGACACACUAGUUUUAUUUAAAUAAUUUUCUCUCACUCUUUCUCUCUCUCUCUCUUUCUGUAUCAGUAUCACUAGGCCAACCAUUCACUGUGAAUGUUUUAAUUAAAUUUAUAGUAUUUUGACAGUCACUGUCGUUAUGUUAGUUAUGUUAGUUUUAAGUAUAAUUUUUGUUUCCUGAAAAUUGCCAAAUAUAUAUUUUUUAAGAUAAACAAGACAAUAUUUAGUUUGUAGUUUAUGUUUAGUUUAGUUAAUAUUAUACACAAAUAUUACAUUGAAUUGUAAUAACAAACGAGCAAAUAUGAACAAAUUUUUAAAAAAAGAAAAAUAAAUAAAUAUUUGAAAAAUUAU
Lucilia cuprina (Australian sheep blowfly) is the source of this 3736-nucleotide messenger RNA. It is a transcript of the gene Ork1, whose product is annotated as open rectifier potassium channel protein 1. The transcript has 7 exons. The record is from RefSeq and is a predicted model, not a curated record. Lineage: Eukaryota; Metazoa; Arthropoda; Insecta; Diptera; Calliphoridae. Gene Ontology annotation, molecular function: potassium ion leak channel activity. Gene Ontology annotation, biological process: stabilization of membrane potential; potassium ion transmembrane transport. The coding region runs from base 323 to 3343 and encodes 1006 amino acids. Gene Ontology annotation, cellular component: membrane.